Messenger RNA from Neolamprologus brichardi, 3771 nucleotides. The record is from RefSeq and is a predicted model, not a curated record. NCBI's taxonomy places the organism in Eukaryota, Metazoa, Chordata, Actinopteri, Cichliformes, Cichlidae.
GCCCAGCGCGUUCCAGAGAAAUUUCCCACAAAAUGGCUGCCAAAACAAACCGUACCGCAUACUAUCGCACAAACUUCCCAAAGUUAAGUCUGUAACGGUGCUAAAGCAAUCAUUUUAAAGGUCCGCCCGACGCAGACCGUGUAACGCUUCGAAAAGAUGAUGGUAGUGUUAUCAAACUAGCGCGAGUCACCACUUUAGAGAGCACUUCCUUUCCUCUGCAGGUACGAGCAGUUUCUCCUGUAACUGCACAGAGCGGUUAACGUGAGAGCUGAAAUCCAGGUUUCACUGACAGUACGGGCUAAACGGCCAAACAGCCGCCGCACACAGAGAAGGGGUCGCGCUACCUGUCCACACGCGAGCUGUGAGUCACACCUGAGAACAGGUGGACACGUUCAUCACAACGUUAAACCUGACGGCGGUUCGUCGGGGGAGGACUGAGCGGUUACAGCGCGAAACCUGAGCGGUGGUCGUUAGUUUUGUACCCCAGCACCUGUGCGCUCCACGGUCACUCAGGGACGUCCGCGUGGAGCUGCACCCCACGGACACACUUGUUGGUUCAAAGCUGCCUGAAUUCUUCAAUAAGGCGCUGGAAGCGUUUCAGUUUCUGGCAGCAUGACACACCUGCUGCACAGCUGACACGGCGAGUCAUCGUCACACAGCUACAGCGUGGAUAUGACACGGUAACAAUACUCAGAACCGUGUUGUUCCGGUGUCCGGCCGCACGUGGAGCUCGCUCACGCUACAGGCGGAACAAACGCUCGCGCGCUCACAGCUGACGGCGGAAGUAGCCUGACGUCACUGAGAUUUCGGGAGCAAAGAUGGCGGCCACCUUCCAGAGUUUCAGCUUGCGCACCACACCAGAGAAGUUUUACGUAGAAGCUUGUGAUGAUGGCUCCGUGGAUGUCCUGGCUAUUGACAGGGUGUCAACUGAGAUGACUCUAACAGUGAGACAGGAUGUCCCUGCAUCAGCUGAGACCAGGCCAAUAUGUGGACUGAUGGGAACUAUACGCUUAGUGGCAGGCACGUACCUGGUUGUCAUCACAAAGAAGAGGAAGGUGGGAGACCUGCUGGGCCAUGCUGUGUGGAAGGCUCUGGACUUUGAAGAUCACAGCUGCACACCCAGGUUGUCGGGUAUAAAGAGAGUAUUUCUGGCUCGUGUGUAUCUCUUGCUUUGUUGCUGGAUUUAUUUCUUGUUGCAGAUGCAAGACAACAAGACCUUCCUGUCCAUGAUUAACAGCAUGCUUCAUGCAGACGGUUUCUACUUUGCAACCGACUAUGAUCUGACACACACUCUGCAGCGCCUGGCAAACACCAGCCCGGAGUUUCAGGAGAUGAGCCUCCUGGAGAGGUUUACCGCUGCUCUCCUUUCACAGCUGCACAUGUUUGUGUUUCCUGUUGUCCACGGCUUCAUCACUGUGAAGUCGAGCUGCAUCAGUGGGAAGCUGUUUGAGUGGAGCGUGAUCUCCAGGAGGAGCUGUUUCAGAGCAGGGGUCCGCUACUAUGUCCGAGGCGCUGGUUUAACUUGGGUCUUUUUGAGCGACCAAAGACUCAAAGCUGUGCAGGACGAACAACCCAAGAGCUUCACGGGCUCAUUCUGUAGACAAGCGUCAGAAACUCUGCUGCCUUCUCUGGGUCUCUCCUCUGAUUUCAAAUUCUCGUUGUUAAUGGUGUGUUUGCAGACCAGAGGCUCCAUCCCCUUCUACUGGUCCCAAAGGCCUAAUCUCAGGUACAAACCAAAACCACAGAUCAGCAAAACAGUCAACCAUCUGGAUGGAUUCCAGAGACACUUUGACUCCCAGAUCAUCCUCUAUGGAAGACAAGUCACUUUGAACUUGGUAAGAAAAAUCCCAUGUCAUGGAGGCUUGUCCAGCUUCAUCUUGGACAACAUCCGCCUCUCUGACACCACCUUAAGGGAGUGCAGCUCCGUCCCCACAGCAUUACAGGCCCUACGGAACCCUGCUUUGUCUACGAUUGUUCUUCAGAUCUGGGCGCUCCUCCUGGCACCUUACAGUCAAAGUAGCCCCACUGCUGUCUGCAAAUGCACUGAAAUUAACUCCAUACCAUUUUGCAGUGGGAUUAUAUUUGCUUUGAUUCUUCUAAAUGAGCAGCAGAGGAUGGGAGUUCUCCACAUAGGCCAGCGGAUUGAAGAGCAGACAGACUUUGAGAAGAUGUACAAGAAUGCCUGGGCAGACAAUGCUGACGCUUGUGCCAAGCAGUAUGCUGGAACCGGUGCCUUAAAGACUGACUUCACCAGGACAGGAAAGAGAACACACUGGGGACUGCUGAUGGACGGCUGGAACUCGAUGAUCCGAUAUUACAGAAACAACUUCUCUGAUGGCUUCAGACAGGACUCCAUCGAUUUAUUUCUGGGGAACUACGCUGUCGAUGAAGCUGACUGGACCACUCCACUGCGAGACCCCAAGGACUGGAAGUUUCUGACAUUGCCCAUCAUCAUGGUCGUUGCCUUUUCCAUGUGUAUAAUCUGCCUUCUAAUGGCCGGUGACACGUGGACUGAGACGCUGGCUUACGUCCUCUUCUGGGGAACAGCCAGCGCAGUCACCGGUGGGCUUAUCCUCUUUUAUGGACGGGACUUUGUAGACGCUCCUAAGCUGGUCCAGAAGGAGAAGCUGGACUGAAUGUGUGUGUGUGGAAAGCAGCUGGGCCCUCGCAAACUCGCCGCCUCGUCCUCCACCUCGUCAUCACUCGAUCUGCAUCAGCAGGCCUGGAGCCUUUACUAACGCUGGAGCGAGGAGGUCGGCGGGCAGCGAGGGCGGCUUUGUGCACGACAGCAGGAGAGACUGAAGAGUGCACAGGCCUGCUGCUCUCCACACUGCAGUGGACUGACGGCCUGUCCACAGGUCGACACUGAACUCAGGAGCUGUUCUGACCCGACGUCUUUGUUCCUCAUUUAACUGGAAUGCUGUGGACCCGUUUAAAUGUAUUUCUUGUUGUUCUCAUUCCUCUUAUGAAAACAUGGGGAUCAGACUUCAAACAGCAAAGCUGUGAAGAUAUUCCUCAUUUGCAAAUCCUCAUGUAGGCCUGGUGUGUCCUAGGUUAGGCUCUGCCUGUGUCAUACUCUGCGUUUUAAGAUCAGUUUGAGCUUUAAUGGUUUCAGCUUCUUUUCUGGAGUUUUUGCAACGAGGUGUCCAAGUGUGCUCGUCCUUCAGAAUCCAGUCAGCUAGAACAAGAUUUAUGCUUGUGGAGUUAAAAAUGGUCCCUUGAUGAAGAAAGGGGAUUUAUCCUGGAAACCUCGAGAAAGAAAGUUGUCAUUAACUCGUUUUCUUGUGUUACGUUGAGUGAACUAUUUUGCAUGUCACUUCACCGGAGGAAAAACACUCCUUUGACUUGAAAUCCUAAUCUGAAUAAAUCUGUUUCACUGUGGUACUAAAGGAUAAAUCAGAGAACAGUAUUCUCCUCACAGAGACGCCAUCGUGGCUGACAGUGUGCUGAUGUCAUUUCUUUGGCUCCAAAUUAAAAAUGUUCGUCCUCUCGCUCUGUGCAUGUUCAUGUAUUUUGAAAACACGCCUGGAGUCUUCAAUAUCACUUCAAUUCAAAUGCUUUAUAUGUGCUUUAUAUUAUCAUCAUUAUUAUUAAUAAGACAAAUAUCUACAAUAUAAAAAACCCAACAAUCAGCACUGUUGUGGCUGAACAAACCCGAGCUCAGCUGUGAGGGGCAGCAGAGCCGUGUGGAGCUACGUCACGGUUGGGAAAAUGAUUUGAAAAUGAAAUUCUAAGUUUUGCUAUUUAAAAUAAAAAAAUGUGUUGAAUAAA